Molecule: messenger RNA, 789 nt
Organism: Mycena citricolor
Lineage: Eukaryota; Fungi; Basidiomycota; Agaricomycetes; Agaricales; Mycenaceae
Source: the annotation of a GenBank genome assembly
AUGACAACACCUACCCUGAGUGCCACGCGGAGCACGAGCACGCCCUCUAAGAGCUUCAGCCUCCGUCCCGUGUCCACCUCUACUCCGCCCUCGCCCACCGGCACUAACUCUUCUCCGACCACGACAAACGCGACAACAGUGACAACACCCAUCUCCCCCGCCAACACAGCAAAUACCAGACGUCUUCGCGAGCUUGAUAUUCCGCCCAUGGCUGCUCACUCUCGGCCCCAUUCCGUCGAUAGUCCACAGCUUUCUUCGCCCCGCGCCUUAUCUCAUCCUGGGCGACCACGCGGCCUUACAGGUCACGACCUCAUGGCUCUCUUCCCUCCCCAAGCACCCUCACUAGACGAACUCCGACCCGGCCCGACGAGUGGGUGGUUUGCUCGGCAAGAGCGGGCCUUCUUUGCCCGGGGGACCAUCGGCUUUGGAAACCCCACUGGCGAAGAUGAGUAUGCGGGACCGAGCGCAGGAAAGAGACGCGCGGAGAGGCCCAACAGCAGCGCAGCUGGCGGGCGAGAUCGAGAGCGCGUUGCGUUACCUCCAUUCCCCCUUCCGCCUCAUCCGCAGCCUGGUGCAGGGCCUGGCCAUCAUCUCCCGGCGCACCAGGCGCGCCAGUCGCAUGCAUCGCCCCGGCUUCCACCGCCUGACGUACCCCCGUCCGCAUCGUCUCCAUCGCACCCCAUAGCCGAGGACAUGGACUCUGACGAUGCGUGGCGGCGACCCAUGGCAUUGAACGAGCGCAGGAGGUCCGGGAAACAUACUCGGCGGGUCGUCGUACAUCGGGCGUAG